GACGUUUGUUGGUAAAAUCUUUUCAGGUAAUACAAAUGAUGAGUGUCAUCAAGGAGUGGCCCGUGGCUAUCUACAGACGCCCUUUUGCGCAGGCUCUAGAUUCCGUAAUCUACAAAUAACACCUACAGCUCCGGCAGGCAGCGAUGCCAUAUCCUCAUAAAAGGACUUUUGGUUUGAUCUUGUGUAGUGCACUUGGGGUGACUGUGUACGUUUGGAGUCACAUGGGACUCUCAGGGGUGAAUACUUUGCCCAGACAAGACAAAGCGCAUCUCUUCCAAUGGCUCAGUCACUACCAAUAUAUUGUUGGAAACGAAAGUGGCAUCAGAGUUAAGGAUGGCAUUGCAUGCAAAGUGGCAUUAAAUGUGUGCUCAUGUAUACCUGAUAAGGAGAGCUUUCGGCUCCCAUUCUCAAAAUUGAUUUUUCCCAGAGUUUGGGCUCACUAUCUGGACAAAGCCGUUUUGGAGUCUUACCCUGAACCAGAGGAGUUAAAGGUUCACAGAGCACAGGAGUACAGUAGCUUUCAGAAGAGAUCUUACACUGCAGCCAAUAGACUCAUUGUGGCUGAAGCCAAUAGUCCUCUGCAGUACCCUACGCAGGGAGUGGUGGUACGACCAUUGAAAACUAUCAUCCUACCUGGGUUGGCUCUUAAAACAAACAGAGCAUCUAUCUACAAUGUCUAUUUGAGAGCUGCUCUAGGCACUUUUGAUGUCGCAGCCACUGUAGAGGGUGUCUCUUUGAAUGGUGAAAGUAAAAGCCUCAUGACCCUAUCCAGUCCUAAUCUGUCCACUCUGAACAAGCAGCUGAGCCUUGUCACAUACACCAACACUGUGUUCCAUCCCAGGACUGCUGACAAUGUUGAGUUUGGAACAGAUGGUCAUCGUUCAUUUUUCACAAUUAAAAUUCAACACAAAAGUACUACAAAGCUUUACAACUCUGGACACAAAGGAGAGUACAACAUCAGUGGACUGGUCACUCUAGCGACGAAGACUUUUCUACGCUAUGACAAACUCAAAGAUCUCAUUGAUAGCGUUCGGAAGUACUAUCCCACAGUCACUAUUGUGAUAGCUGAUGAUAACAAACACCCUCAACCUGUGACUGGGCCACACAUCGAGCAGUAUUUCAUGCCAUUUGGAAAGGGCUGGUUUGCUGGCAGAAACCUUGCAUUGUCUCAGGUAACCACCAAAUAUGUGCUAUGGGUGGAUGAUGACUUCUACUUUACAUCCAACACCAAACUGGAGAAGCUGGUGGAUAUUUUAGAGAAAACAACUUUGGAUCUGGUAGGUGGGGCUGUGCGAGAGGUAACCGGUUACACAGCAACUUACCGUCAUACUAUUUCGGUGGAGGACGGAGGAGAAGAGGGGGACUGUUUACACAUCCGGACCGGACACCACCACACCAUUCAAGGCUUUCCCAACUGUGUUGUGGCUGAUGCUGUCAUUAACUUCUUUAUGGGAAGGACAGACAAGUUGCGAGAGGUGGGAUUUAACCCCCGCUUGGCCCGACAAGCUCAUCUAGAAUUCUUUAUUGAUGGUCUUGGCUCUUUGCACAUUGCUUCCUGCAGUGACGUCAUUGUGAACCAUGCCUCAAAAAUCAAACUGCCCUGGGGAAAGACAAGCUCAGAAAAAGAAUAUGAAAAAUUUCGUUAUUCUUCUGACAGUGAAAAUUCUAAAAUGCGCAAUGAAGUCUUUUACUUUACCAACAGGUUCAAGUGCAUGACAAGCAACUAGAACAAUUUUUUUAAGCUUAUAUGGGUGUACAUAUUUUUGCAUGUAUAUACACGGUAACAAAUUACUGUAGUUUCUACAGUAACUUUUGCAACUGCUUCUUGCUUUCACAAAUUACCUGUCAUAACUGUAGAUUGCAAUGCUUUGUGGGACAAAAAAAUAUUACAGUUAGUAAAAACUUUUUCUACAACA
Messenger RNA from Boleophthalmus pectinirostris (great blue-spotted mudskipper), 1916 nucleotides. RefSeq names its product beta-1,4-N-acetyl-galactosaminyl transferase 1a (gene b4galnt1a). The transcript is spliced from 11 exons. Gene Ontology annotation, biological process: ganglioside biosynthetic process. Lineage: Eukaryota; Metazoa; Chordata; Actinopteri; Gobiiformes; Gobiidae. The record is from RefSeq and is a predicted model, not a curated record. Bases 144 to 1727 code for a protein of 527 amino acids. Gene Ontology annotation, molecular function: hexosyltransferase activity. Gene Ontology annotation, cellular component: Golgi membrane.